GGCUCAACCAUCCGAAUUGUGACAGUGAGACCAUUGCUCUAAAAAGAAUUGUUUUGUGGUUAAUAUAGAAAAGACACUUUAGACUUUGUUUUAAAAAACCAAACAUUCAAAAUGAUACUUGGCUUAUUUGAGGUGUGAUCAAUCUCAAUUCUUUCUCUGGUAGACUAUCAUCUGUGCUCUCGCUUUUGUGGAAAAUCUGUCCAUCCUGGGGGCUGAGGAGAAAUUUCUGAAAGGACCUGUCAUUGACAUAAUGUACUGUAAGAAUCCUAUAAAGGAAAAUAUGGUCAAACAUGACAUCCUGCUAUUAUUUACAAAUAACCAUUUUCUCUACAACUAACCAACUUUUUUUUAUUAUUAUAAUUUUUAUUUUUAUUUUAUUUAUUUUUUUUGGUGAGGGGGAGCAUUUUGAUAGGAGGACUGAGCAACAAUUAAAGAAGAGUGGUAAGCCAUAGGGGAGUCAUCCUAGCUAAUGUUUUUAAUAAAUGAUGUUAAAUAAUGUUGUUAACAAAAAAGUUGUCUUUUUCUUCUUAGAUGGCUAAUUGGCCCUUUGAAUUUUAGAAAGGGGUGAAUUGUUUGUCUUUAUAAAUUGCUAUGUAGCUGUAUAACAACCAAUAUUGAAUACUACAGCAGAUAUUUCAUCAAUGGUCCAUAUGAUUACACUGUAUGUCUGAUGCGACUAAAUAUGAUUAAUAUCUGAAUGUAACUUUAAAUUCACAACAACAUAUACAUGAAAACCUACAGUCAAUAUAACUAGGCUACAGUAUAUCAUACAUCAUUACAUUGUCCAUAUGAUCCAACUGUGUAUUAUUAAUUAUUCAGUUCACAAAAACACUAAAUUCAACUGCAAUUCCAUUGUCUCCUGUAGGCUAUGUAUGAAGACCAACAGUGAAUAUCUACAGAUAUUUAGGUCCGUAGUGCAGAUCAUUACACUGUCUCUGAUAUCUUAAUGUAAUGUUUAUAUUUAAAUUCACAAAAAAACACUCAAUUAGUCAACGUCUGUGGACGGGACAGUUAUUAAUCUUUAAUGUUAUUUCGUCGUAUAUCCUACUCCCCCUACUGGACGCAUCAGGAACAACAGUGGCGUAAAUCUUCCUGCUCCAGAUGUGCAGCCUCUUCAUACAGACCUCCAAUAAACACAAAGGAGGAGGAGGAAGCAGUUUGGAAACCUCGGUAUCAGAAGUGAAAGUUGGAGAUUUAUUCAGUUUUAUUCAGCUAAUCCUGUUCUGUGAUAAACGCUGAGCAAACUUUACUGUAUAAAGGACUUCACCUCAUUGUAUUUGUUAAAGUCUAAGUUUAACAAAUAAAAUGAUAGGAAGUGUAGACUCUACAAUGUAAAAUGGAGGACAACACCGUUAUGUUAAAACUUCUUCUGUUUAUCACAUUUCCUGCUCAUCUUUCAUCUGCAGACACACACACUCUGCAGUACCUCUACACUGCAGUCAGACCAGGAGUAAAAUUCACUGCUGUUGGUCUGGUGGAUGGAGAGCAGUUUGUGUACUACAACAACAACAUGAUGAGGAUCUCAGAGUGGAUGAAGAAGGCAGAAGCUGAUGAUCCACUUUACUGGCAGAAAGAGAAGGAGCAUGUGAAGGAUCAACAGGACUCACUCCAAAACAUUGUGACUAGAGUAAUGAAGAGUUUUAAUCAACCUGAAGGAGUUCAUACACUACAGAGGAUGUACGGCUGUGAGCGUAAUGAUAACGGCAACACUAGAAGAUACGAUGAGUAUGGUUAUGAUGGAGAAGAUUUCAUCAGUCUGGAUCUGAAAACUGGAACCUGGACUGCAGCUAAUGAUGAAGCUGAGAACUUCAUAAACGAGUGGGAUCCUACUGGAGAUAAAGCUAAACGGUGGAAGGACUUCCUGCAGAUUGACUGUAUUGAUCAGUUACAGAAGGUUCUGAAUUAUGCCAAGGAAACUCUGGAGAGGAAAGUUCGUCCUACAGCGUCAGUGUUCCAGAAACACUUGUCUUCUCCAGAGGUGGUGUGUCAUGCUACAGGUUUCUUCCCCAAAACAGUGAUGAUCACCUGGCAGAAGGACGGAGAGGACGUGCAUGAGGGCGUGGAUCUCAGAGAGACGUUACCCAACCAGGAUGGAAGCUUCCAGAAGAGAAGCGUUCUGACAGUAUCAGCUGAGGAUCUGCAGAAACACACCUACACCUGCGUGAUUCAGCACAGCAGCUUGGAGAAGGAGAUAGUGCUGCCUGUGAGCGAGCGCCGAAUCCUGAAUCCUGAUAGAAGAACAGGUGGAGGAUCAGAUGAAGGAUCAGGUGGAGGAUCAGGUGGAGCUCCGAUUGGUAUCAUCGUUGGUGUAGUUGUGGCUCUCGUUGUUUUUAUUGCUGGUGUUGCUGGAAUUGUGGUCUGGAAGAAGAAGAACUCUGACUCCACACCUGUUCCACUCUCAGACUCCACACCUGUUCCACUCUCAGACUCCACACCCGUUCCACUCUCAGACUACACACCUGUUCCACUCUCAGACUACACACCCGUUCCAGUCUCAGACAGUGAUAUACAUCUGAAGUGA
Messenger RNA from Ictalurus furcatus (blue catfish), 2521 nucleotides. RefSeq names its product BOLA class I histocompatibility antigen, alpha chain BL3-7-like. Gene Ontology annotation, biological process: immune response. The coding region runs from base 1337 to 2521 and encodes 394 amino acids. Lineage: Eukaryota; Metazoa; Chordata; Actinopteri; Siluriformes; Ictaluridae. Gene Ontology annotation, cellular component: external side of plasma membrane. The transcript is spliced from 7 exons. The record is from RefSeq and is a predicted model, not a curated record.